This is a messenger RNA of Australozyma saopauloensis, 669 nucleotides long. It is a transcript of the gene HFL1, whose product is annotated as DNA polymerase epsilon noncatalytic subunit. The record is from RefSeq and is a predicted model, not a curated record. Gene Ontology annotation, molecular function: protein heterodimerization activity. The transcript has a single exon. Gene Ontology annotation, cellular component: CHRAC; nucleus. NCBI's taxonomy places the organism in Eukaryota, Fungi, Ascomycota, Pichiomycetes, Serinales, Metschnikowiaceae. Gene Ontology annotation, biological process: DNA-templated DNA replication. The coding region runs from base 1 to 669 and encodes 222 amino acids.
AUGUCUUUACCAAUCGAAACAUCAGACAUGGCGUCUGAAACGCCGGAGAUCCAAACUCAGUCCGUGGGUCCAUCGUCAGAUAUUGUGGCCCCUGAGCCCGAUUUCGUUGCAAUGGAGGCCGAAGAGGAUGAGAUAAUGGAAGACACAGAAGAGGUUGUGAAAACACUUCCUUUGUCGAAGGUCAAGAGGAUAUUCAAACUAGAUCCAGAAUACUCUGGCGCUGCUGCAAGUGCUGCUUACGCUACCGCGGUGGCCACGGAACUUUUCGUGCAAUACUUGGCUGAACAAUCCGCUAUGAUUGCAAGAACAGAGAGACGCAAGAAGAUACAAUACAAGGACGUAAGUGCCGCCGCUAAUUCUCAAGAAGCUCUUUUCUUCUUGAGUGAUACCAUUCCAAAGACUCAGGUCCUCGGCGAUGCUGUUAAACUGAAAACUAUCAAUAUCUCCACCGAUGAUCAAACUAAAUUGAAAGCUAUGGAGGGCGAGGAGCCAACCGCAGUGUCCGAGACGAUUGUAGAAGGUGGGAAUAUACCCAUUGCUGCUGUCAAUGAGCUUCCUAAGGGACAAAGCACCCUACCAUUCCAAGUUGUUCCUGAGACGAAGAUAAAGAAGGCUGGCCUCCUGGAUCUCAUGUCUAAUGACGAACCCGCCACGAUAGUGAUUGAUUAG